AUAAAAUUGACUUACUAUUCUGCAAGUAUAUUAUAUUCUUGAAAAUAUGCAGCAUACUCUUUACUAUUUUGAGAAGAGUUUGGUCUAUCAAUCAUUUUAGCAGCAGUACCAAGUUGAGAAUCUCCAUUUGUAUUAGCAGAGUUGUAUACACAAAGAGGUUGGCGCUCGCAAUUUGUCAAUUAUCAAAUGACAAGUAGUAGCAGCAGUAGUAGUUAUAGUAGUAGUAGCAGCAGCUGAGGGCAGGUGGUAGGUGAAAGAAUUACAAUGGCAGCCGAAAUCAAGCCCGCGCCUGGGAUGAAUCAGGAUAAGUUUAGCUCCAAUAAGAAGCCUAUACUUCUGUCGAAACUCGAGGGUUGCAAUGACGAUGUCAAUGCCGCCGUUAUCAUUCCCAGGAUUGACGGCGUCAUCAGCGUCUGCGAUGACAGAACUGUCAGAGUUUGGUUAAAACGUGACUCAGGACAAUACUGGCCAAGUGUAUGCAUGUACAUGGUAGCAGCUCCAACAUCUCUUGAUUUUUGUCCUGAAACCAGACAGCUGUUUGUUGGACUAGAAAAUGGCAGUAUAAAUGAAUUUUUAUUAGAAAGUGAUUACAAUCGUAUGACAGCUAUUCGAGAAUAUAUGGCUCAUCAAGCAAGAGUCGCUGCAGUAGUGUUUUCUUUAAGCUGUGAAUGGGUGCUCAGUAUAGGUAGAGAUAAGUUAUUCCAAUUCCACAGUACUGAAAAUGGAAAAAAACUUGGAACUUACACUACGGAAGCUUGGUACACAGCAUUGCAAUUUGAUGCUCAAUCUAAACAUGCUUUCAUUGGAAACUACAAUGGACAAAUACAAAUGUUGAAGCUUGACAAUAAUGGCUGUACAUUUGUAACUACGUUAAAAACUCACACUGGAAGCAUUCGAUCAUUAGCAUGGGAUAGUGAAAAACAACUUCUAUUUUCUGGUAGUUUUGAUCAGAGUAUAAUUGUAUGGGAUAUUGGAGGCCGUCAAGGCACUGCUUAUGAAUUACAAGGUCACCAUAACAAAGUGACAGCCUUAUGUUAUGCAAGCAUGGAACGUGUCUUAUUAUCUGGUGGUGAAGAUGGUGUCAUUGUUUCUUGGAAUAUGGCAGCUGAUAGAAAAGAAACAGCAAAUUGGGCUGAAUCUGAUACAUGUCAGAACUGUGGACGGCCAUUUUUCUGGAAUUUGAAAGCAAUGAUGGACCAACGUCAAUUUGGUUUAAGACAACACCAUUGCCGUCACUGUGGCCAAGCAUUAUGUGAUAAUUGUUCUUCAAAACGUAUUCCGAUUCCGUCAAUGGGUUUUGAAUUUGAAGUUCGAGUAUGUGAACCUUGCCAUAUUCAAUUAAAGGCUGCCAAUCAAACGCCAUUAGCAUCGUUUCAUGAUGCAAAGCAUAGCAUUGUCUACAUGGACCUUGAUGCUCCACGCAGAAGACUGUUAACUGUUGGACAAGAUCGAAUGAUUAAAAUUUGGGACGUUUCGGCUCUUCUUCAAUAAAUCUUAGCUUUACUUCGGCCGAGUAUAAAGAAACAAAUGAUACUCUAAGCUCUACCUUUGAGACAAAUCAGUACAUCGAUACACUUUCUGCUUUUAUACUACAAAAAUGGUUGUUUAACAACAAUUAACUUCAUACAUACAUAAAAGGUGAGAAAAUGGGGUUUCAUACACUUUUAUAGAGAUUUUUUUCAAUUUUUAUUUAUCUUUAGAAAUGUAGUUCAAAGAAAAAUUCUAAGUUCGAAUGUCGUUUUUAAAGUGACGGAAAUGAAGUGCUAUUUUUAGCCAAUGGUUUUUUACACUACCUUGUUGAUGUACAUGUAACAAAUAUUUAGAAAUUAAAAAUGAUCAAUCAAAUUAUUUAAUACGCUCUCUUAUUGGAAAUUUAAAAAGUAAUUAAAAAUGACGCAUAAACCUUUUUCAGGGAAUGAAAUAUUUAUACUACUCCCUAGUCGUGUUAAUUGUUAUUAUAUUAUUGUUUUAUAUCUUAUACUGUACGAUUAAUCUAUAGAACUUAAUUCAAGGUACAAGUUGUAUGUGCUAUCUCAGUCACUGUUUGUUACUUCCAUAUAAUAUCAUCAUAUUCCGCAGAAAAUCAUUUUUCAAAUUUGAAAUGACAUUGUCAUGCUCUUCCUAUAAAACGUGUUUGAAACUUGAAAACAUUUAUUGUUGAUUUACCGUUUUAUAAAGCAAAAUUUAUGAAGUGUAUAUCUUGUACCAAAAUCUAAAAGCUGUACCUAUACACACACACGCGCGCGCGCGUGUGUGUAAUCAUAUUUAGAGUGUAACGUAUUCAUUACCAUGCCUCUAUAUACGUGAAUAAAGGCAAUGGCUGUUAACUGUUAUGCGAUAGUGUUAUUUAGUUUUCUAUAUAAACAAAAGUAUAUUGAUAUAUCUACGUUACCCAUUUAUAUUAUUUGGAUGUAACAUCUGUAUGUAUACUAUAAAAGCUAUACUUUAUUAAGUUGCUUAUUAAAUUGAUUUGUUUAUUAAAUCAUUAAUAUUAACGCGUGUAUUAUGUUAAAGCACGCAGUUAACAGAAGAAUGCUCGAUUUACAAAGUAUCAACUCUAGUAAUUAUCGAAACGCUAUUGACUAUAAUGUAUAAAAAGACAUGUGAUCUUUAAAAUAUUAACGUCAAUGUCAGAUGUUUUCUACGUUCGAAAUUUGAAGUCAAAACACGUGCACCAAUGUGUUCUCUGGACAUAAAAUCAACUCUAAAGCUUAAAAAGUAUGAUUUAUUGAUUGCUCUAAAGUGAUAAGAAAAUCUUUUCUAAAAGCAUUCCUGACUAAAUAAGGUCUGAUGAAAAUAUAUCCAUGUAAAAGACGCCUAAAAGUUUAUUUUAUAAACAUCAAUAUAUUUAACAUCAUUUUUUUCUCGAAAUUAGAAUAAUUAUUAGACGGUUAUAUCACACUUAACGCAACGAGAAUACGAAACUUUAGUGAAUCACGGCUCCAACUUUAAAGAACAAACAUAUACGAAUAUAUACUUAGAGAGCUCAUAUUUUUAAGAGUAAUAAUUACAAGUUUCUGUCGAUUAUUUGAGGACGAGCAAACGUUCGAUUUGUAUUAGGAAACAUUUUCUAAAUGAUAUAUAUACACAAAUACUCACUAGUAGUCUUUUUUUUAAACGUUGCCUUUUGUCAAGCCACUUGUGAAGAAAUAAAUUAUGCAAUGCAAUGCACUCCAUCAUUAUUUUGGCAAAUAAAAUUCUAUUUUUAUCGUGAAAAUUUAUAAAUGUCAAAGUCAUGUAUAUUUAAAGAAAGAAAAAAAAUUCUAAGUGUGGAUGACGGAACUGAGCGGAAAAUUGACAUAGAAAAAUUAUAGAAAAACUGCACAUGAUUGUCAAAGACCAACAAAACUUAUUAACAAUUACGCGCAUUUUAGCUUUUGUUCAUAAAAAAAUUAAAAAAAUUGAACAUUCCCAGAUCAGUAGAAAUUGAAUCUAUGUAGCAUUUUGAUUCAAUUUUUAUAGAUAUAAAUGUGUUUAAUAGUUAGGAAAAUCCCGCGCACUUUUCUAUCCAAUCAAAAUAUUAUAACCGUUCAAGAAAUAAAUAUUAUUUCUCAUUACAAUUAUGUACCUGAAAAAAAUCAGUCGGUAAUAUAGAUUUACACUUUUGUACGACAAUACCCUCUCAAAAAGAACUACAUCCUCAUACCCAGAUAAUUAAUAAGAGCUGUAUAAAUAGACAUGAGUUAUUUUCUGAAAUAACCGUUAAUAUUAACUAUUGGAAGUGAAUUUUUUAACUCGGAUUUGUCUUGAAGUACUUGAAAUUAUUCUUUAUUGAAAAAAUAGCUAAUCUUUUAUCAGUACAGCUUUUACAUUGUCAGCCUUGGGAAGAUAUUGUCUAUGUUCAAGUAGUUGCCAUAGCUCAUUAUUUGAAAAAAACCUGUGCUUAUGGGUACAGUCCUUUUCAAAGCACAGUACUUCUUAAGUUUGCGUUACCCAUUGUUCUUUACGUAUAUUUGUUGUUGUUAAUGAGAAAUAAUUUUUAUUUCUUUAUACCGGAUGGUUAUAAUGACCUUUUGAUUGGAUAGAAAAAUUACACGUGAUUUUUGC
Molecule: messenger RNA, 4047 nt
Organism: Phymastichus coffea
Lineage: Eukaryota; Metazoa; Arthropoda; Insecta; Hymenoptera; Eulophidae
Gene: Wdfy2
Product: WD repeat and FYVE domain-containing protein 2-like
Exons: 8
Coding region: 265-1491 (408 amino acids)
Molecular function (GO): protein binding; metal ion binding
Source: RefSeq, a predicted model, not a curated record